Molecule: messenger RNA, 537 nt
Organism: Kwoniella botswanensis
Lineage: Eukaryota; Fungi; Basidiomycota; Tremellomycetes; Tremellales; Cryptococcaceae
Exons: 3
Coding region: 1-537 (178 amino acids)
Biological process (GO): proteasome regulatory particle assembly
Molecular function (GO): protein-macromolecule adaptor activity
Source: RefSeq, a predicted model, not a curated record
AUGACAUCGUCAGCACCUAUCGGAUUUAUACCCAAACAUGCCCAACCAUUCUCUCUGGAGGAAGCUAUGGGUCUGGAAGUAGAGACACUGGUGAACGAGAUCAAACGUUUGGAGAAUUCAAUCAAGUACUUGCAGCGUACCCAAUCCGACCUCAAAUCGUACUUAGAUUCAGAAGAGGGCAAAGAAGAGGAAGAUGGGGAUGGGGAGAUAGGAAAGGCAUAUAAAGAGAAUGAAGAUACGAUAUCUAGUCAAUCUGAACGUAUAACCCUUAUCAAAUUCGCUCUUGUCAACAAACUAGGUUCAGAUGCUCGACUGGAACAUUAUGGAUUAUCAAUCGAUCAACCCAAAUCACAGUCUAAUGGCGCAGGUCAUUCUUCCCAACCACCACCACAGACACAGACAACAAAUCAUGGGACAGACUCGGGUAUGAACAUAGAUAUUGAUAGAUUACCUAGAAAUAUAGUGGAAGAUCAAGGUGGAGGAUCGGCUGCCCCUUCUUCAUUGGACGAGCCUAGUGAAGGUGGAUUGCAUCUGUGA